Messenger RNA from Trichomonas vaginalis G3, 870 nucleotides. RefSeq names its product cysteine-type peptidase protein. NCBI's taxonomy places the organism in Eukaryota, Parabasalia, Trichomonadida, Trichomonadidae. Gene Ontology annotation, biological process: proteolysis. The transcript has a single exon. The coding region runs from base 1 to 870 and encodes 289 amino acids. The record is from RefSeq and is a predicted model, not a curated record. Gene Ontology annotation, molecular function: cysteine-type endopeptidase activity.
AUGGGAAACAUCCUCUCCUGCUUCAAAGGAAACCAAAUUGUUACACUUCUUGCCCGUGUUUUAAUGAGCAAGCUUGGCAUGAACUUCUCACUUGAUGAAUGGAAUAACGCUCGUCUUGAAGGUGAUGUUCAGACUCAUCUUGAAAACGCUAAGACUCUUGGUACAGACCUUUCAAAGGCCUCCAAGUCAAGUAUUUCAAAUCUUGAUAAGGCAGUUUUCAUCUGCAUUAAUACAUACGUUAGUGAGCAAAUCACACUUGGUGUUGGUCCAAUGAAUGAUGGUAUUAACGUAGCUGAAGCAAUGGCUGCUAAAAAGUGGCCUAUUUUCUUCCUUCACAACCCAACACAAGCCCAGUACUUAGAAUGGCUUGAUGUUUUCCUUGCUAACACAAAGUCAGAAUUGAUUACAUAUUACACAGGCCACGGUACUCAAGUUGAUGGCGGUGAUGGACAAGAAAACGACUCAAAGAAUGAAGCCUACGUUUUCGAAAACGGUUCUCAAGUUGAGUGCACACCAGAUGAUACCCUUCAAAAGCAUUUGGUUCAAUACAAGACAAAUGCAAAUCUUAAGGUUAUCCUUCUUUCAGAUUGCUGCCACUCUGGUACAAUUUGGGAUCUCAACAAGUCAGAUUCACCACAGAAUUGCAUUUCAAUCUCAGCUGCUCAGGAUAAGCAAACAGCUAAGCAGACACAGGUUGAAAGUAAGGAGCAAGGAAUCUUCACAUACUACCUCAUGAAGUUCCUUGAACAGAACCCAACAGCUACACCAAACUGGCUCGGAGAACAGAUGCUCCCAUAUCUUACAAAGUUCCAACAGAACUUCACAGUCCAGACAUCCACACAAUCAUUGCUUGAUUCAUCUUUGCUUUAA